Molecule: messenger RNA, 1573 nt
Organism: Brassicogethes aeneus
Lineage: Eukaryota; Metazoa; Arthropoda; Insecta; Coleoptera; Nitidulidae
Source: the annotation of a GenBank genome assembly
UAUCUUAAUAUAAGGUAUGUGUGAUACAGAUGAUGAAUUAGUAAAAAUGUAUUCGGUAUAUUUAAAAUGAGAUAAUUAAUUGUUUCGAUUACACAAACAUGUUGUUCCAUUUUAUUGCAUUUCCUGGUCGAUUACCACUAAGUGGAAUUGGUGUGGAUUAAAUCGCGGAAAUUAAUCGAGAUUUUACGUAAACCUUUAUAAAAAUAUAAAUAUAAAAAUGCACUUAUAUCACAAAAACAAGGAUAAAAUCUCGAGCAAAGUUAUAAAAUGGUCAGAAAUGUAAGUGAUAGUGAAAAUGUUUUGUGGUGUUAAGUUUAGGAAGAAAAAAAGUGCUGAUAAAAAAGAUAAAAAUGACUACCUUUCUAAACUUCUUGAAGAAAAAUACACCAGCAUUUUUCGACCUGGAUAUGUGGAAAUUGAUGGUGUUACAUUACCAAGAAGAUAUAAAGAAUUAAAAAAUGAUAUCGAUGAUUUCGAUGUUUUUGAAGAUGAUAUAUGGAUAUGCAGUUUUCCAAAAACAGGUACCACUUGGACCCAGGAAAUGAUAUGGAUGAUUGUUAACAAUUUAGACUUUAAAGGGGGCGAGGAAAAUUUAGGGCACAGAUCACCAUUCCUGGAGGUUACUUCUUUAUUCGACUAUAGAAAAUUCAUGGAAAAUAAUCCCGACUUUAAACCACCCCCAUUCAUAGAAGAUUCUUUGGGGUACAUCAAAACCAAAAAAGGAGCAAUUUGCUUGAAAACCCAUCUCCCAUGGAACUUGCUACCCAAACAAAUACAGAGUGGAGUUAAACAACCAAAAAUUAUCUAUGUGUCAAGAAACCCUAAGGACACCUGUAUAUCGUACUAUCACCAUUCAAAGCUAAUUGAGGGUUACAAUGGUAAUUUUGACGAGUUCUGUGAACUGUUUUUGGGCGGAAAAUUAUGUUUUGCUCCAUAUUGGGACCAUGUUCUUCAAUUCUGGAAAAAACGCGACGACCCAAACAUCCUCUUUAUCACAUACGAAGACAUGAAGAAAGAUCUUCCAAGUGUCAUCAAGACUGUCUCUGCUUUUCUGGAGAAAAAUUUAACUGAAGAGCAAGUACAUCUCCUAACAGCUCACCUUAGUUUUGAAAGCAUGAAAAACAACAAAGCUGUGAACUACGAGAUGAUUCAAGAGUUAAAUAAAAAGUACAAUUUGACAAAUGGUGAAGGGACUUUCAUGAGGUCUGGGAUAGUUGGUGAUCAUAAAGCACACAUGUCUGAAAGUAUGAUAAAAAAGUUCGACUUGUGGACUAAGGAAAACACAAAAAAUACACAACUAAAUUAUUAAUUUUUUAUUAUCCUAUAUUGUACAAUAAAAUUACAAAAUAAAUAUUAUCUAUGUAGUUUAAGUCGCUCGAACAAUAUGCUGUCUAAUAUUUUUAAUUUUUUAAAUUUAUUUGGUACAUAUCGUUUGGGCAAAUUUUAUUUAAUAUAUUUUUAUGAUUUUCAGUGUUUUUUAUAUAUUUUAUAUCUAUAAUUCAUUGUGGACGUAUUCAGUUGUUACUUUGAUUUCUUCUACGUGGAAGUCCUCACAUUUUUCGGAGUAGUAAUC